Molecule: messenger RNA, 1904 nt
Organism: Biomphalaria glabrata
Lineage: Eukaryota; Metazoa; Mollusca; Gastropoda; Planorbidae
Exons: 2
Coding region: 181-786 (201 amino acids)
Source: RefSeq, a predicted model, not a curated record
CAUUUGCUUCUAUUGUUAUUAUCUAUCUGUUUAAUAAGUUUUCAUGGCGCUAAUUUUUGUAAUUGUUUCUUUACAUGUCGUCUGCUUGUCACAGUUAUCUAGAUCUAGCUAGCGCUUAUUGGACCCAGAUAAAACAGUUUAAUUUUAAUCGAAACCAUUGCCUAUACACAUUAUAAGAAUAUGCAAGACGAAGCUAUUUUUAAAGUACCCAAAACGCGAAGAUGCCUGCUGAAUUUAUUUUGUAAGGAAACACUGGAAGAUCUGGAUGAUGUCUGGAAUGCACCAAACCUGCAAAGAGUACCAGCUGGAUUAGAGCUUGAUAAUGUGAACCUGCCCCUUCUUUUAUCAGAGAAACACACUGUCAACAAUGGUGACCACUUGGAUUCAUGGCCCCCUGAUUAUCAUGGGAACCUAGUUGGUGAGUCCGACACCAACACAGAUAAAUAUACUAUUGGGCUGAUGGAUGAGUUGAAUGAUACACCAUUCAAUCAGGAGUCUCAAGCAGAUGGAAAUAAUGAUGACAUUGAAAUAGAUGUUGACAAUAUCAUGUCACCCAAAAGCCCAGACAUUUUAUUAGUGAAAGAUGAAAGUAUGGCUAACAUUGAUUCAGAUUCAUCUGGAUCUGAUGUUGACUGGGACUCAUUCACACCCCCUGUACCCAGUAGUCCAAGUGACCAUGUGGUGCCAGACCAAGAUGACUUGUACUGGAAUUCAGUGACCUUGUGUGAAGACCACAUUGUUCCACAGCUAGAGCUAAGUGAUUUCCAGAAUUUCCCAUCUGGAUAACCAUGUAAGGCACUUCUUGAUUGUCAUUACUUAAAAAGUUCAGAAAUUCUAAACAUGCCAAGCACUAAUUGUAAAUGUUUUACAAAAUUAGGGAAUUCUUUUGAAUUGGGUAGUGGGCAAAUAAUAUUGUAAAGUUGAAGUUUAUGUACUAUAUAUACACUGUUCAGAGUUCUUAGAAAAAAGUUAGUGUAUAAAGCCUUGUUACUAUUUAUUUUCCUCUAAAUAUGUACAAAGUACAAAAUUACUUUAAAAAAAUAUGUACAUUUUAAUUGUACAUAGUGUACUUGGUCAAUACAAGUCUAUUUAAUUAUAAAAAUGUGUAUUGUUGAAAGUUUAUUCAUUGUAGAUAUUUUGUAAAAAAAAAAUAAUAAUAAUUGUAAAACUUAUUUAAGCUGUAUUUAUUUAUUUUUUUCUUCCCUAUCCCUAAAUUUUUGUUUUUAAUGUUUAUUACUCAAAGACUGUAUGAUACACUCUGUAUAUUUUUAAAAGCAUGUUUUAAAAAAUGUAAAUGAAAUGUCAAUUUUAAAUUAAAACUGAACAUAUUUUUGUAAUUACAAUCAUGUUUGCAUUUACUCAUUACCUUUGUUAUACAAUCAUUUGAAAUCAAACUCUUUAGUUUGAAAUGAUUUUGUCUACACUCCCAGUAUUCACUUUGAAGGUUUAUAAGCCAAAAGUCUAUUUGCCAUAUAGGCACUUCAGUUUUUAACUUUGGAUAUAAAAAGUGAAAUGUACCUAUAAAAUGAAUCUGACUUAGUCUACUUGUUACUGUAUUUUAGUUGGAUUUUAUUUUGUUUUUUUUUGUUAUUGUUAUUUAUUGUUAGCUUAUUUCUGGUGCUAAGUUUUCUAUACCUCUGUUUAGUUAAUGUUUAUAACAUUUGUCAUUUCUGUGACUUUUUAGCAUAAAGAACAUUUACAGUUUCUUUCUGCGGUUUAAUAUUUUACUUUAUUCUCUUUGCACAAUAAAAAAAAAAGGUUCAAUUAAUAUGUCUUGUUAAUGCAUAUUCUGUAAAUGAUCUAGGCAGACGACUAAUGACUUAGCAAAGACUAAGUAUCUGACAUGCAUAACAAGGAUACGUCAACAUAAUAAAUUUUUUUUAAAGGAACAUCCUCAAUUUAUA